CUUAAAUUUCUGACGGUUGGAAAACGAACCACAAACGACAACCAACCGUUUGGCCUUUAAGAUGGCCUUGAUAGCUUUUCGCAGGUGCAAGUUUGGUGUUUCUGAGGGCACCAAAAAAGAUGGGAUUGGAGGAAGAGGAGCACUUGCCUCUAAUGGAACAAAGAGGGUCAUAAUCCUACUGCCGAUGUGAUGGUGAGGAGCAGAGGAGGUGAUGCGAUUGAAAAACCAAGGGGGACGUUCCCAACCAGGUCAUUUCACUAGCCAAGCGGUGGCGCGGGAACCUGAUGCGUUAUCGUAAUUCUACAACGUAAUGUACUUACUUUCAUCUAACUUGCACCUUGUCUCGGUUUUUGUCUCAAAUCCCUACUAUCAUAUCAUGGACGAAGACAGCGUUCUUUCUGAGCAAAGAACUCUGUGCGUCGCCCAAUAUUGGCGCGGUUACGACUCAAAUGGUCAGCGGAUGCCACUUCAUUGGGCACUCUUCGCGAUCUCCAAUGCAAGUCCCGAUUCACUCAGAGCUACCAGCUCAGGAAAAGAGCAGGCAGAUCAAGUAGACCACUGGGGCACUUGUUACCAAGCAGUUGGUAACAUCGACACCUUUACCUAUUCUUGCAUGGAAGACGAGUGCAUGGAAAUUCUUGCCGAAGGCUAUCGUGGUUGCCUGGUAGUUGGAAAGAUCGAUUCUUUCUCAGCGGAGGAGAUAAACACGUUGCUUCAGCAAGUGACUGUUUAUCGAGGUAGAGAAAAUUGGAAUUGUCAGAAUUGGGUGCUUGCCGCACUUGAGAGGCUCAAAUCCUGCAACUAUGUUGCGAGCUGCGUAUCACGCGAUGCUGUUCGCAGCGAGCUGGAAGAUAUCCUGCACGAUUGGAUAGAAUGAUCGAGAUGCUACAUCGCGAUCCCCUACAUGUGUACAUGAUCAAGCAAUUGUUGUCCGCUUGAUUGAAUAAGUAUUAGGUGUAUUGUCACAUAUGUACGUUACUGAACAUACAAAGGGAACCCAAGGCUGCUUCUGUGCAGCUCUACAUAUCGUUUAUAUACCUCUUAAAUUGUAUCGAAUACGGCUUCUCGAGAAUCUCUCGGAUAUUCUGCCA
This is a messenger RNA of Suillus paluster, 1091 nucleotides long. RefSeq lists its product as uncharacterized. The record is from RefSeq and is a predicted model, not a curated record. NCBI's taxonomy places the organism in Eukaryota, Fungi, Basidiomycota, Agaricomycetes, Boletales, Suillaceae. Bases 311 to 877 code for a protein of 188 amino acids. The transcript is spliced from 2 exons.